Salvelinus fontinalis (brook trout) is the source of this 5122-nucleotide messenger RNA. RefSeq names its product integrin alpha-6-like. The transcript has 6 exons. The coding region runs from base 430 to 1053 and encodes 207 amino acids. The record is from RefSeq and is a predicted model, not a curated record. Gene Ontology annotation, biological process: cell-matrix adhesion; integrin-mediated signaling pathway; leukocyte migration. Gene Ontology annotation, cellular component: external side of plasma membrane; integrin complex. NCBI's taxonomy places the organism in Eukaryota, Metazoa, Chordata, Actinopteri, Salmoniformes, Salmonidae. Gene Ontology annotation, molecular function: integrin binding.
CCCUCCCAUUCUGCUUCACAACACGAGGACAGCACAGAAGAAGCUAUUGGGUUAACUAGAACAGAGAGUUGUACCAACACCAACAUGACAAUUCAAUGGUGGGGCCUCCUACUGGACCUGUGGUUUCUUUUGUCCUGCCUACCAUUUCACAUCUCAACUUUCAAUCUGGACACGGACACAAAGCAUGUUCUGAGGAAAAAUGGUGAUCCGGGAAGCCUGUUUGGAUUCUCCCUGGCACUGCACCAACAACUGAAUCCUGUCAAUAAGAAACUAUUGCUGGUUGGAGCACCACGCGCCAAGUCAUUUACCAAAGCUGAAGUUACGGGAGGAAUCUACCAGUGUGAGCUCACCACUGAUUCUAAGAGCUGUGAGCGUGUCAAGCUCGACAACAAUGAGUUUGUUUAAAGCAGUGAUGUCAAAGACCAAUGGAUGGGUGUACGAGUGACAAGCCAAGGCCCUGGUCAAAGCGUGAUGACCUGCGCACAUCGAUACCAGGAGUGGAGCACCAAUCCUGACACCCCUAACCUCGUAUUCGGUCAGUGCUAUAUCCUGGGGGAGGAUCUCCACAAGAGUGAUGCCCAUAGAAUCUGGAGGAGGGUGAUCUGUGAUGACAGAAAACACAUCAAGGAUAAGCCUAAGAAUCCUGAUUGGUUCGGAUACUGUCAACAAGGUCAUUCUGCCGCCUUCGCCAUGGACAAAACAUCUCUGCUGUUUGGCCCCGGAGCUUACCAGUGGAAAGGAAUUGUGAGAAUGGAGUCCCGAGACAACCUUGAAGUGUCAAAUGAAGAGCCCCGUGAAACUGGGGAUGUGGACAGACUUGACCGUGACCUCAUCCCUCUCCUUAACAACAGUUAUCUAGGGUUCUCAAUCGACUCUGGAAUGGCCCUCAACAAGAAGGGCCAGCUGACUAUAGUGUCUGGGGCACCACGAGGCGGUUUCAGUGGGGAGGUGGCAUUUCUGAAGAGAGACCCAUUGGCUGAAAGAAGUCUAUCUGUGGAAAACAUUCUUAACUUCUCUGCGCUACGGAUCCCUUUAGCGGGAUCAUUUUCCUAAACAACCGCUGAAUUGCAGGGCGCAAAAUAUUACUAACAAUAUUUAUAAUCAUGCAAUCACAAGUGAAAUAUACCAAAACACAGCUUAGCUUGUUGUUAAUCUACCUAUCGUGUCAGAUUUUGAAAAUAUGCUUUGCAGCGAAAGCAAUCCAAGCUUUUGUGAGUGUAUCAAUCAAUGCUACAACAGCUAGCCCGAAAUUAGCAUGGUCACGAAAGUCAGAAAAGCAAUAAAAUGAAUCGCUUACCUUUGAUAAUCUUCGGAUGUUUGCACUCACGAGACUCCCAGUUACACAACAAAUGUUAUUUUUGUUUUGAUAAAUAUUACUUUUAUAACAAAAAAAUGCCAGUUGGGUUGCGCGUUAUGUUUAGAAAACUACAGCCUCGUUCCGUUCCUGAAAGGCAGACGAAAAUUCCCAAAAGUAUCCGUAAUGUUCAUAGAAACAUGUCAAAUGUUUUUUAUAAUCAAUCUUCAGGUUGUUUUUAACAAACGUAAUCGAUAAUAUAUUCAACCGGACCGUAACCUAUUCAAUAAAAGAGAGAAAGAAAAUGGAGAGCUACCCCUCUCGCGUGCAGGAACUGAUCAGAGUACACCUGACUAGUUUUGAAAAAUCUCGCUCAUUUUUCAAAAUAAAAGCCUGAAACUAUGUCUAAAGCCUGGUCACAGUCUGAGGAAGCCAUUGGAAAAGGAAUCUGGUUGAUACCCCUUUAAAUGGAAGAAAGACGGGCCAGGAAACACAGAUUUAAAAAAAAUAAUAAUAAUAAUCACUUCCGGGUUAGAUUUUCUCAGGUUUUCGCCUGCAGAAUCAGUUUUGUUAUACUCACAGACAAUAUUUUGACAGUUUUGGAAUUUUUGGAGUGUUUUCUAUCCUAAUCUGUAAAUGAUAUGCAUAUUCUACGAUCUGGACCUGAGAAAUAGUCAGUUUACCUUGGGAACGUUAUUAAAAAAUUAUAAAAAAUCUGACCCCUAGCGUAAAGAGGUUAUUAAAGGCCCAGGCCUGGCCUCAUCCUUUGGCUACGACAUAGCCGUGGUGGACCUCGAUGCUGAUUGGUACAGAUUUCAGCCAGUAGCUUUGUCACAAUUAUCUCCCCUUCCUCCCAAAGUGUCCAUUGUUCACUUCCUUUCAAUGAUUUGAAAGGAAGUUACUGGUAUACGAAAUAUGGUGGAAACUCUCACUAUCCCAUGCCUCCACCAAUUCAAUGCUUUAAAGAGAUUCUCCGGUACAUAGUUCUGAAAGUAGUGCUCAAGAGCCAAAAGUGGUCCCUGUAAAUUGCCUACUAAGUCACAUAUCUGCAAUGAUGUGCACCACAUCAUUGCGCUCUCUCUAGCUCUGCUGUUUGUGCAUCUUGCUAGCUGUCACUCAAAUGAUGAGGGGCUGAAGCUCAAUGGCUAGAAUUGCUAGAGGGCUGGGCCAUGUGGGGGACAAUGUUGGGGAAAUGGCGCCGCACAGCUUCCAAAAAAACAGUUGUUUUCAAACUAGGGAGUUUGUGCACAUUUCAGUGCACAUUUCAGAAGAGAGGAGAUAUUAUUGUGAUGUACGCUUUGUAUAGGUCUUUGUAUAGGCCCAGUUCAGUCAAAAAUUUGAUUUUUCUGUGUUUAAUAUACAAUAUUUUUCCACACUACGAGGUUGGAAUAAUAUUGUGAAAAUUAUGAUAAUGCCCUUUUAGUAUAAGAGCUGUUUGAAAAGACAACCUGAAAUUUCAGGCUGUUUUCCUGGGAUGGAGUUUUGGCCUGCUUAGUGACGUCACCUGACAUCACCAGGGGGUAAAUUGGUUGAUAGACCAUUAAGAAAGACCUCUCUGCCAAUAACAGCUAGUUUUCAGAUUUACCUUCCCACUCAGACCACUCAGUCUUAGCAAAUUCUUGAUUGAGAAAUUGCUCUUUGCUAAGAAGCUAUUUUUGUUUCUUUUAACCCAUUUUAAUAGAAAACAAUCACAGUAAGAUACUUAUAGUUCCUUCAGAAAGUGUAUUCACAGCCAUUCACUUUUUCCACAUUGUGUUGUGUACAAGGGGCUGAAUUUAAAAUGCUUCCAGACCAAACACCUUCUUUGCCCGCUCUGAGGAUAAUAAAGUGCCACCGACACGACCCGCUACCAAGGACUGUGGGCUCUCCUUCUCCGUGGCCGACGUGAGUAAGACAUUUAAACGUGUUAACCCUCGCAGGGCUGCCAGCCCAGACGGCAUCCCUAGCCGCGUCCUCAGAGCAUGCGCAGACCAGCUGGCUGGUGUGUCUACGGAGAUAUUCAAUAUCUCCCUAUCCUGUUAAAGAGACUGAAAAAUAGCUUCUAUCUCAAGGCCAACAGACUGUUAAACAGCUAUCACUAACACAGUGAGGCUGCUGCCUACAUACAGACUUAAAAUCAUUGGCCACUUUAAUAAAUGGAUCACUAGUCACUUUAAUAAUGCUACUUUAAUAAUGUUUACAUAUCUUGCAUUACUCAUCUCAUAUGUAUAUACUGUAUUUUAUACCAUCUAUUGCAUCUUGCCAAUGCCGCUCGGUCAUUGCUCAUCCAUAUAUUUAUAUGUAUAUAGUCUUAUUCCAUUCCUUUACUUGGAUCGUGUGUAUUAGGUAGUUGUUGUGGAAUUGUUAGAUUACUUGUUAGAUAUUGCUGCACUGUCAGAACUAGAAGCACAAGCAUUUCGCUACACUCGCAAUAACAUCUGCUAACAAUGUGUAUGUGACCAAUACAAUUUGAUUUGAUUCAUUUUAGAUUUUUUUUUAAAUUGUCACUGGCCUACACACAAUAACCCACAACGUCAAAGUGGAAUUAUAUUGUUUUUUAAUGAAAAGUUGAAAUGUCCUGAGUCAAUAAGUAUUCAACCACUUUGUUACACAUUUGCUUAACAAGUCAUAUAAUAGGGUUUAACAGAAUUCUUGAAUGACAACUAGAUAACCCCACACAUACAAUUAUCUCUAAGUCGAGCAGUGAAUUUCAAACAAAGAUUCAACCACAAAGACAGGGAGCUUUUCCAAUGGCUCACAAAGGGCACCUAUUGGUAAAAAAAACAGAUACUGAAUAGCCCUUUGAGCAUGGUGAAGUUAUUUAUUACACUUUGGAUGGUGUAUCAAUACAACCAGUCACUACAAAGACACAGGCGUCCCUCCUAACUCAGUUGCCGGAGAAGAAUGAAACCGCUCAGGGACUUCACCAUAAGGCCAAUGGUGACUUUAAAACAGUUACAGAGUUUAAUGGCAGUGAUAGGACACAACUGAGGAUGAAUCAACAACAUUGUAGUUACUCCACAAUACUAACCUAAAUGACAGAGUGAAAAGAACGUAGCCUGUACAGCAGGGUACCCCAACUGGAGGCCCGCAGCCCCCCAAGUUCUCCGUUUUUUUUGUUUAUAUUUAUAUAUUUAUAGAUAUGCUUGAUUUGCUUGAUUUGUUCGUUAAUGUCCAUUAUUUAUGUCAAAUUAGCUACUUUCGAAUUGUUUACCAAACACCCUAACCAAAGUCUCAAAGCGCGACCACUAUAACGUGACGAAAUGUCCAAACGUUCCGUUACAGUCAGUAGAAACAUGUCAAACGAUGUACUGAAUCAAUCUUUAGAAUGUUGUUAACAAACAUCUUGAAUAACGUUCCAACCGGAGUAUUACAUCGACUUCAAUUGAGAGAUGGAACGGAGCUGCCUCUCACGUGAACGCGCGUGUUGAAUGCAUGGUCACCUCAUGGCAGUGAUUACUAAUUUCUGUCUCCUUCGACCCCCCUUCACAUUAGAGUCAUCAGACUUAGUCCUAUUGACUUUUGACAUCUAGUGGAAGCCGUAGGAAGUGAAAACCCAUCCAUAUCUCUCUGUAUUUUCAAUGAGAGCUUGGUUGAAAAUAUGGCACCCCCAGAAAAAAUCCAAACAGGAAGUGGAACUUCUCAGGUUUUUGCCUGCCAUAUGAGUUCUGUUAAUCUCACAGACAUAAUUCAAACAGUUUUAGAAACUUUAGAGUGUUUUCUAUCCAAUACCAAUAAUAAUAUGCAUAUAUUAGUAACUGGGACUGAGGAGGAGGCCGUUUACUCUGGGCACCUUUCAUCCAUGCUACUCAAUACUGCCCCUGCAGCCAUAAGAAGUUAAAUGUUUUA